UCACUUCUAUUAUUCCCCAUGCAUACGAUCAUGAUGACAUCUCGCUAUGAGUGCACAAAGAAAUAUUCCGAGCCAUCAUCCAUAGUAUUAGCUGAAUUCUAUGAAAAACCGAUACACAAAGCGAUGCCUUUCAAAUCAUUUGCAUUGCUCAAGAGGAGAUCAAGCAGCAGCGGAGCUUGAGGCGACGAGCACCGAGUCUUCGGUAUUCGUCUAGCAACGGUCAUGAAGUACGCCGGCAUGACGGCAGUGCUUCACCGCGAUAAUAUGGAGGUGCCUCUGCAGGUACCCAUCAUUGUUGCAACAUGUGGCACAUACCUAAGAGAAAAGGGUAGCCAUGCUGAGGGUAUUUUUCGAGUCAGCGGCUCGUCUGUAAGGAUUCGCGAGCUCCAGGACAAGUUCGAUUUGCCAAACAACUAUGGCCAAGACUUGGACUGGACACCAUACACGGUUUAUGAUGCUGCCGAUGUAUUACGCCGAUAUCUUGGGCAACUACCCGAGCCCGUGGUACCACUCUCAUUUUACGAGGCCUUUCUGGAACCAAUCUGGCGGUAUCAGCAGGAAGCGUCCGAUGGGACUGCCUUCCGCGAUAAGGAGACGGUCGCAGCAUACCGAAAGCUGGUCAGCGAUCUGCCCCCGGAGAACCAUCAUUUGCUCAUCUAUCUACUGGAUCUCCUAGCCUUCUUCUCCUCAAACUCUGGCGACACUCGGUUGAGAUCAGGAAGUCUUGCAACAAUCUUUCAGCCCGAGCUGCUCUCGCCGGCUCUAGAGCAUAUGAGCCUUGCCGAUCAUAAGCUCUGCCAGGCGGUGUUGGAGUACUUGAUUGAGAUGGGCGACACCUUUGCCUUGAACGAGACCACAGAAUGAUUAUGUUGCAUUUCUGAGGCUUCAAUAUCAUUACAAUUUUAGGGGGUGGGAGUGGACUUUAGUUUAUUAUUCAACCAUACCAGGCUGGCUCGAUAAUGAACAUAGUAAUUAAUCAUGUAGGGACAAUUACGCGACUAGAUUACGACAGGUAUGGUAUAUUCUAUACAGCUCGUCGGCCAGGCCAGACCGUCCGUACCCCGUCCUCUCUUC
Molecule: messenger RNA, 1074 nt
Organism: Phialemonium atrogriseum
Lineage: Eukaryota; Fungi; Ascomycota; Sordariomycetes; Cephalothecales; Cephalothecaceae
Product: Rho GTPase activation protein
Exons: 3
Coding region: 223-864 (213 amino acids)
Biological process (GO): activation of GTPase activity; regulation of fungal-type cell wall organization; signal transduction
Cellular component (GO): cell cortex
Molecular function (GO): GTPase activator activity
Source: RefSeq, a predicted model, not a curated record